This is a messenger RNA of Meira miltonrushii, 1131 nucleotides long. RefSeq lists its product as uncharacterized. Bases 11 to 826 code for a protein of 271 amino acids. The record is from RefSeq and is a predicted model, not a curated record. Gene Ontology annotation, cellular component: cytosol; cytoplasm; nucleus. Gene Ontology annotation, biological process: protein stabilization. Gene Ontology annotation, molecular function: protein-folding chaperone binding; adenyl-nucleotide exchange factor activity. The transcript has 2 exons. Lineage: Eukaryota; Fungi; Basidiomycota; Exobasidiomycetes; Exobasidiales; Brachybasidiaceae.
UACCCUAAACAUGUCUUGGUUCUCACAGCAAUGGAACAAGCUAACAGGUCAGCCAGAUGAGGAAGUUGGAAUGCCGAUCAAGAGGGUGGAAGUGAUUUGGGGAAGGGAAAGAUUGAUGAUACCGGUGGAUGAACAGCUACCCAAUCAAGCAACACUACGCAAUCUAAAAGAAUCGAUAUCACAUUUCACAUCUAUCCCAUAUGAACAAGUUAAGCUCAUCAUGGGAGGAUUGGUAUUGAAGGAUGAAAGAGCUCCUCUAUCGGCAUUCGGAAUACGAACAGGGUCAAGGUUACAAUUGAUCGGUACUUCAGGUGGCGUUCCGAUUCAAGGAGACAGACCAGGAGCAAAACAAAGCGUUUUCGAUGAAGGAAGUAGUGGCGGCGCUGGCAAAAUGUCUAAAGGAGAAGAAUUAGCAAGAAGAAAGAAAGAACGUGAAGAAGAUGUAAGCGAACAAGGACUUUUGACAAGAAUAAAUGAAACUGUUACGGAUGUACGGAAAGAUUUAUUGCCGGAAGUGUUGGAAUUUGAACAAUCACCUAAAGAAGCACAUUCUCCAGCCAUGGCAACAACCAGUUCACCAGCCGAGUUGGCAUCACGACAAGAGGCGCUCACAAAACAACACAAGAAGCUAUCUGAGCUACUUUUGAGAGCUCUGUUGGCACUUGAUGGUGUGAAUGUCAAUUCAGAGGAAACGAGAAAACGUAGAAAGGAAGCGGUGAAAGAAGUUCAAGGUUAUCUUGAUCGAGUGGACGCAACAUGGUCACAAUUGAAAGAACAAUUUAGCUCAGCUUCGAAAUCGCCAAAUGGGAAAGCAGCUUUGGCAUAGAGAGAGUUUCGACUUGCAUGUAUGACAGACAGCUCUCCACCUUGUAAUUCAAUAAACAUAGAUGACAGUAUUGUGUAGGACGUUGGUUAGAUGUCGCGUUAGGAUUUCGAUCAGCAAUGUGUAGCGUAAUGCCAAGCAAUAUAUGCACAAUACCCUGUGAUGGUGUUUCUGUCUAAUACUUGAGAGUAGAACUUGUCAAUCAGACAUCUCUUGGAAGUGAACGACCUUGCUUGCUGACUAAGGAACGAAGAAGAUCAAGAUUGAAGCUUAUAUAAUGACACGCGCCGCCAAGAAUUUUUAUCCGA